GGCGCGCAGUUUCGUGUCGACUCUUCAGUGUUUCUCCGCGCUUCCGUUCGUGCGUUUUGGUUGUAGUUCAGUGUGGAAGAAAGUAACGUCGGCUAGACUUCAAAAUUGAAUUUAGUGUUUUAGAGAGGAUUGAAAGUCACCGCUUUUCGAAUACCGUGAAAAAAUGGCUGAAAGUAAGGGUGCGUUGAUCGCGAAGACAGUGCAAAAACACGCAGGCAGAGCAAAGGAAAAGUUUCUUCAAAAUCUGGGCAAGGUGGACAGAACUGCGGACGAUAUAUUCGACGAGCAUCUGCAGAACUUCAUGAGGCAACAGAAUGCCGCGAACAGACUGCAAAAGGAGUUUAACAAUUACAUCAGAUGCGUUCGAGGUUUUCCAGUGUGUCCAUCUGUCUGUCUGUCUGACUUACUGUGGAGCAAAUACGCGGUGCAAGCAGCGUCGAAGACGCUCAUGGAUUCCCUGAACGAGAUCUACGAAAGUCAGUGGACCGGUCAUGAUCUUUUGUACGUGCAAGCUCAAAAUCUUGACAUGUUGUGGCAAGACUUCACUCACAAACUAGCGGAUCAGGUGCUCGUGCCUCUGAACACCUAUCAAAGUCAAUUCCCGGAGAUGAGGAAAAAGAUCGACAAACGUGGACGAAAAUUAGUCGAUUAUGAUAGUCAGAGGCACAACUUCCAAUCACUACAAUGCAAUCCAAGGAAACGGGACGAGCUUAAAGUAUCUCGAGGAAAAGAGAUGUUGGAGGAGGCUAAACGUACAUACGAGCAGUUAAAUUCGGAGCUUCACGACGAGCUACCUGCGCUGUACGACUCACGCGUUCUUUUCCUCGUUACUAAUUUGCAGACUCUUUUUGCUGCUGAGCAAGUGUUUCACACUGAGAGCGCUAAGGUAUAUUCUGAGCUAGAAGCGAUCGUCGAUAAAUUGGCAAAUGAGAGUCAGAGGGGCUCGUACACACUAAAGAAGAAUACUGAACCACAAUCUCCAAAAUCACCGAAUGCCAACUCUUCUUUAAUAAUCAACACACAACCAGCUCAGAAUAACAUUUCACCAGCCGUGGAUGAAUCUGCUCCGGCAGCGAGAAAUACGUCGCCGACUACUCAAUUAAACGGCAAUGCUAACAGCAAUGCUAACAGCAAUGAUAAUUCCCUCAAUAAUCAGGACGCAUCCCCGCAAAGCACAGUAGCGGCCUCUAAGCGAGUCGAAGAGCUGUACGAUAUUCCAGUCGACGUGGAAUAUGAAAAUGGUACCGAUUUCUCUGUAGGGGCAACGACUGAUAACUUGCCACCUGGGGUUUUGUAUAGAGUCAAGGCUACUUACAAAUACAGACGCGAGGAUGCAGAUGAAUUGUCGUUUGAUGUUGGUGAUAUUAUUCGUGUAGUGGAGUACGAUGAUCCAGAAGAACAGGAACAAGGCUGGUUAAUGGGUAUCAAAGAAGGUACGAAUGAGAAGGGUAUGUUUCCAGCAAACUUCACGAAACCUCUGUGAGAGCUUUACUAAAUUUGUCUAUUACACUCCAAUGCUCACUGCAAUAGCGUAUUCUGUUUAAAGAAAAUAGUUACAACUUGUAAAAAGUGAAAACGAUUAAAUAAUGAGUAAACAAUGAGGGGCAAUGGGAAAGGAAGGGGGUGUGAUGAGAUGGUUACGCUGGAAGGUACUGCGGAGAAUUUAUCACCCCAAAGUGCCUUAACCCAGCCACUGUCUGUGCCAACGUUCAUUGUCUGUAACAUGGGACACUUAAUCCCAUUUUUCAAUAUACCAAUACACAUCAUUAAUAAUCAAAUAAAAUAUUUAAGCGAAUAAUAUAUUGUAAUACAUCAUGCAAUACUAUAAUAUAUAUACAUAUAUAUAUAAUUUUAUGAAAAGUGUACAUAGAAUUAUACAUUUUAAGAAUAUUUUAUGAAAUAACUUUGUGGCCACAGAAAUUCGGAAAACUAUUAUUAAGAACUAAUUUAAUGAUCACGACGCAUUUUUUUGGCGAGAAAUGAUCAAAAAUUGGAAAUCCAAUUACCUAUUUGCAUUCUUUUUAUGAAGGUUUUACAUUCUUUACUUAUACAAUGAGAAAGGUUAGAACCAUAGAUACCAUUAAUUUUCAAGAAAUAUAAAUCAGUUUCAAUAUACUAAUAUCGAAUCAGGAAAUGAAGAUGUUGGAAUAAACAGAAUUUUUUAUUAACAUGAGUAUCAUACGUUGUGUAUAAUAUGCUGGGAUAUACACAAAAGUAUAUGGUUAAAAUUUUAUUUACAUCUCUUUUAUCCUUUAUCGUAGUACGUUGUGAACAUUCUAUGACCAAGUAUUUUUCUGACAUACGUACAUACAUAUUGCAUAGAAAAUCAAAUGACGGUGAUUAGAUUACUGCCUUUGCUUCUAUUCGUGCAGUAAGAGUAGAACAAAUAUCAAUAAAUGGUCCAAUGACGAAAAUUUGUAGUGUUAAUUAAUACUCGUUCAAUAUACUGACAAAAUUUUGCAUCAAACUUUAUAUAUAAUAACUAGCGUUACAAUGAUAUAUUAGUACAAGGAGAGUAUCAACUUCAGCUUCCACUAAGUUGUGUGUCCUUUUGUCAUUAUAUUGCAUUGAUCUAAGACGAAGAGAAUAUAGGAAAGUUGGAUUGCUUAUUUUAUAAAUGAAAUGCUUUAUGAUUGAACGAUUGAUCCAUUGUCACACUAACAGUUAACCCUAUGUACGAAUUAAAACUCUAAACAAAUGAUACGUUCACUUGAGAAGCAUUGUAGGUGCAUGUUAUGAAAAUGUGUCUACUAUUUUACAGUUAUAUAUUUAUGAUAUUGAUGAUAAAUAAACGUAUAUUUAUACUCUAUAAAGUGGACCAACAGGAAAUCAUGCAAAAGAAAAAAAAAGAAAAUGAAGCUAUUCUUACAGUAAUAACAAAGAAUAGCUGGUAUUAGUGUACUUUUUCUGUUCUUAAACAUGAAACGAAUUUAUAGAUGUUAAAUUUAAUUAAUGCAACAAAUAUUAUUAUCAUAUAACACAUCAUGCUUCACUUUAAUAUUUUUACAACAUAAUCUUCAUACAUAAUUUGAAUACGAACACAUUCCAGUGAUUGCAAAUAAAUAAUUUCAAUUCUAUUUCAAUGAUCAAACAAAAUUUUAAUUAAUUUGAACAUUAUUAUUGAAUUGUUAAUAAUUACGUUGGUUCAGUUUCAUACAGUUUAUUCUAUUCAUUAUUCACACAAUAAUACAAAAAAGCAGAACAGUGAAGCAUGAAAAUUGUUUAUUUAUUCAAAUUUAGUUUAUUGGUUGUGUACAUGGUAGCAUUGUUUUAAAAAUGAUCAAGUAGCAAAUAUUGAUGUAUAUUAAAAAUGUGCCAAUAUGAUAUAGUAUUACUAAUAUUAUCGAUGUAUAUUAUUAAUAUAAUGCCACUGAUGCAACUAUGAGGUUGCAAGCUAAACACAGUUUUUAGUAUUAUCUUUAAAAGAACAGUUAUAAACAUCAAGAACAUAAAUAAUAAUGCGAGGAGUAAUCAUAAUUAUUUGACGAUGAAUCUGUUAAUAUUAUUAAUACAAUGUAUUAUUCAAUUCAUUGAGGAAGCAAACAAAUGCAUUUAAUUUAACUUAAAAGAAAUGACUGGUAAACAAGUAUAUUAUUCUUCCUGCUUCCUCAGGAAAAAAAACGAUAUAAACCACAAAUUUGAUAAUAUUCUACACGGUAGAUGUAAAAUGUAAUCAAAAAUAUCAUAUCAUAAAGUAACUGUUCUAUAUCAUUUUAAUAUAUUUGUAAAGAAUAAUAUGAAAAGUAUAUAAAACUACAGUAAAUAAUGUUUUCUGAACUUACGCGUAGAAAAUAAUUUAUUAUCUAUGAAGAUAUUAUGUUUUAAAAAUAGCGAUCGCUACCUGCCUUCUUUAUAUUGUAUUUAUUAAUUUAUUAUUAAUAUAACAUGCAAGCAACAAGCAACUGUUGAUAUUGAUUAGAGUUUUUAAUGCACCCAUGUAAUAAUAAAGAGAUCUGAAAUUUAGUGUAGCAGUGGAGCAACCAGUUGUUAUAUCAUUUAUAAUUAUAAUGCGUAUACACAUUUAUGGCUAUAAUUGUCCUUUUCAGUUAAAAACGAUUAUAAUAAACAAUUACUGGUUUGUAACAUAAGCGUUUAUGAUUCAAAUACAUGUUUUGUUUAAUAAUA
This is a messenger RNA of Osmia lignaria (orchard mason bee), 4125 nucleotides long. RefSeq names its product amphiphysin (gene Amph). The record is from RefSeq and is a predicted model, not a curated record. Gene Ontology annotation, molecular function: protein binding; phospholipid binding. Gene Ontology annotation, cellular component: cytoplasm; plasma membrane. Lineage: Eukaryota; Metazoa; Arthropoda; Insecta; Hymenoptera; Megachilidae.